AUAAGAAGGAAAAUUCAAAAUUUUUGCUUAAAAAUAUAACUUUAUUCAAGUAGGUAUUUUGCGGAACGCAAUGCGGAAAGAUGUAAAAAGAAAUUUAUUUCAUGUGAUAUGAGUGAGUUGUAGAGUGAUAGCGAGGGUAAUAUGAUCUCAUGAUACCGUUGGUGAGGGAUUUUACUUGGCAAUGGUAACCCUGGUCAGCGGUAUUGCAUGGGUAACAACAAUUCAGCCUAAAAUUCCCCAAGUUCUUAAACGGCUAUACAACACGAUCACGGCUUUGGUAACAGAAUGCCAAACAAAUGCUUGUUUUAUAAUUGAUGACAAAAACUAGGAUUGAUAAUAUCAGAGAGGAAUUUCUUCUCUUGUAACAUAAAAUAGAUACAUAUAUGUAUGCCUGUGUGUUAUCAUACAUGCGUGUAUGUGUAUUAUGAUUUUAUGGAUUAAAUAAAAUCUACUGUAAAUUUUUCAUAAUAUGACAACCAUAUACAUUGUGUGUACGUAAUAUCAGAUUAAAGAUACGUAAUGUGCAUGAAGUUAAAAAGUAACCAACAAAAUUUUAAUAACUUUUAAUGUGAUAAUGACACAUCCUAUGAACAUGUUGGGUGUUGUCAAAAUAUACCAAAGGUUCUUAACAAGAUAUCCGUUACUCACUCAAGCGGUACAAGCGGGUACGUUAAUGGCACUUGGAGACCAGAUUGCACAAAAUCUAGUUGAGCGAAGAAAAAUUAAAGAUUUAGAUUUUAUGAGAACAGCUCAGUUUGGAUGCAUAGGACUUUUCCUUACUGGUCCUGUCACACGAGCUUGGUAUGGAAUAUUAGAUAAAUAUAUUGGCUCAAAGGGAGGAAUUGUAGUAUUAAAGAAGGUGUCUUGUGAUCAAUUAUUCUUUGCACCUGUAUUUUUAAUAGUUUUACUAUCAACAAUUGGUAUUCUACAAGGAAAUGACUUAGAACAAUUAAAAAAGAAAUUGUAUAAUGAGUACCCAGAUAUUUUAAAAAAUAAUUACAAGAUUUGGCCUAUGGUACAACUAUUUAACUUUUAUUUUGUACCUUUACAUCAUCAGGUUUUAGUAGUACAAUCUAUAGCUUUGUUAUGGAAUACUUAUAUCUCCUAUAGGACAAGUUCAGGAAAAUAAAAAUAAGAAUAUAAAAUAAGUAAAAAUUUAUAAACAUAUUUUUUUAAAUACAAAUGUUAAUACUAUUAAAUUUUGUUAAGUAUUGUUCACAAUAGAAUAAUAAAAUUCGACUUUUGGGAAGAACUACAUAAUAUUUAUCAUUAAAUAAACAAUAUAGUAUUGUAACAUAAAACAACAAUAACAUUAUAGACGAUGUAGAUCCCAAAAGCUUUUCGUUAUAAAUUUAAAAAAAGCGUUUUUUUUCUAUAUUAUGAAGUACAUUUGACCUCGAAGAAAACGAUUGCUGUUCGUUUAUUUCCUAAAAUUGAUGUAUGUAGGACAUGUUUCAUUGUAAUUUAGUAGUUGUUAUUUAUGUUUAAGCAUAUCAACAUCAUAAUUUAUAUUGUAUGUUUAUAUUAAAAUUUGUCCUCUAAUUAAACUGCUAUUGCAAAGUAAAUUGUUAUUUUUUACAAAAGUAUAUAUUUUUUUAAUGUACUGGGUAUAAUAUCAUUUUAUGGAAUGUUACCGUUUUUAGAGACCAUGAAAUCAUUGGACUUGAACACACAAUAUUUUAAAUGUUAAGUAUGUACAAGAAGAUCUGAAGUGCACUAAAAUAAACGAAAAUUAAAUCUA
Bombus pyrosoma is the source of this 1741-nucleotide messenger RNA. It is a transcript of the gene Mpv17, whose product is annotated as protein Mpv17. Gene Ontology annotation, cellular component: membrane; cytoplasm. Lineage: Eukaryota; Metazoa; Arthropoda; Insecta; Hymenoptera; Apidae. Bases 575 to 1129 code for a protein of 184 amino acids. The transcript has 6 exons. The record is from RefSeq and is a predicted model, not a curated record.